Haemonchus placei is the source of this 573-nucleotide messenger RNA. The record is from the annotation of a GenBank genome assembly. NCBI's taxonomy places the organism in Eukaryota, Metazoa, Nematoda, Chromadorea, Rhabditida, Trichostrongylidae.
AUGAAUGGAUUUGCACUUCAGGAUGUCUACCUAAAUACCUUCCGAUCUCUGCCCAAAGUGAAGUUCAUCUGGCAGUACAAUGGGCGACCGAUUAGUGACCUUCCGAAGAAUGUAUUCACACAGGCAUGGUUACCACAGCAGGACCUUCUUGGUAACGCUGUUACAGCUCAAUCUCUCAACUACCUUCUUCAACCAUUACAGUGUUCGCAUUCAGGGCAUGCAAAAUGUCGGGCACACAUAUCACAUGGUGGCAUGAACAGCGUUAUCGAAUCGGUAUGGCAUGGUGUUCCAACAAUUGGCGUUCCGCUUACGGUUGCCGGUCACGAUAACUUACUACGCAUUAGCGCUCGGGGAGCUGGUCUGCUCAUACCUAAGGAGGAGUUUUCUGAAAAGAAGCUGAUUGAAAGCUUAAUAGAAAUCCGCAAGAAAACUUACAAGGAGGAGAUGUUGGUAUUCCAAGAUAUGGUCCGUGAUGUGCCCUACACAGAACUCACACAUGCUGCGUUUUGGGUCGAAUUUAUCGAGCGACAUCAAGAGGUCCGUCCCCUGAUUAUUUCGCUUUUUUCCGGAUGA